This is a messenger RNA of Cuscuta europaea, 1299 nucleotides long. Lineage: Eukaryota; Viridiplantae; Streptophyta; Magnoliopsida; Solanales; Convolvulaceae. The record is from the annotation of a GenBank genome assembly.
CUGCGCUCCAUUUCUCUCCCACUGCACCUCCCUUUUUGUUUGUUCCUGUACUCAUACAUUCGGUCACGCACUUCUCUUUCUCUAGAAAGUGUCGCCGGCCAUGACUGAGGACGAGUGGAUGAAAGCGGCGAUGCACGACGACUCAUUGGUGGUCGAGCUUCUCUUGGGGCUGAGCCACCGCUCUGUUGCCAAGCACAUGCCGGCGGAUUUGCCGCUGCACUGGAGCGUGCGUCAGCGUCGGUCCAAGCCGGUACUUUUCAGGUCGAAGAAGGUAGUGGCUGUGACGGAUAGCCCGACCACGCCACUUUCCUGGAGCGGAGACACUUCCGGCAGCAGCGGAGCCGGAGUAGGAAGUGGCGGCGCCGUCGACGGCGUUCCUGAGAAUUCCAGCUAUCCUCCUCCUCCGCAUCCUCCCCUUCCUUCUAAUGCAUCUGGAAAAGCGAGAUCUAAGCAGCUAACUCAGACUAAUGAAAAAAGCAAAACCAAGAGGUCAAGAAAGAAAAAGACAAUGGCCGAGCUCAAAGAAGAUGAGAUUGUCCUACUAAGGGAAAGAAGGCUGCUGAAGAAGGAAUUGGCAAUUUUACGUCUCAAUUUGGAGAAACAAAAGGCUACAAAUGAAAACCUGCAGAGAAUGAAGCUUGAUUUGCAAUGUCAGCCCGGAAGAGACGUAACCCCGAUGUCAUCUGUCCAACAAAAUAGGCCAUGCAAUGCUGAAUUGCCACAAACAUUUGCGUCCCAUAACUUUCCAGCUGCAGUGCAAGAAGAGCUGGUGAGGGGUUUGGAGAUCAGUUUUGCACUUCCAGAUCUGAAUCUUCCCCUCGAGGUGGACUGAGCCCAGGGGUUAUCUGCGCAUGAUCACAUACUUUACAUACCAUACAUAUCAGAGUAGCACUAGUUAAGCACUAAUUUUUCUCAUACACGCUCUUGUAAUUAAUUUAAACACCUCCUCAUCUUCACCACUUUGCGCUAAAAAGCGGCUUCAUUGUGGUUUUUCUUCUGUGAAACUCAAGAAGGUAGGGGUAUUGGGUAGGGUUACUAGGAUCAAUGAAUUGUACUUAUGGAAGCUGCAGAUGAUCGAUAGCUUUCUGCAAUCUCCAAUUCUUUGGGGGCCAGCCCUCUGUUCUUUCUAAUACAUUACUUUUCUUUUCUUGUAUCUUAUCACAGAUGAUGGGAUGAAAUCUAUAAUUUGUAGAGGAUGGUACUGAAUUCCUUCGUCAGAGUAUUAAUUUGAAGGUGGAUUAUGACACCAGCCCUGACUUUUUUGCGAUUAAUUGGUCGAAUAGUAUGAUUUUAGGGAUG